AUGAUGAGCAACCUUUCUCGUCAUCAAGCCAAUUGCACUUCCCUCAGUACCGCCCUCUCCCCCACGCCGACGUUUGCACGCAUCGUCAAGAACCGCAGCACCGAGAAGUUCUCGUCCACGCCAUACGUCGCCAGCGUCUUCUCAAACGCUAUAUGGCUCCUAUACGGGCUGGUCACGCCCAACAGCCUAUUCGUCAUCACCAUUAGCUCGGUUCUGGUCAUCAUCUAUGGCACCUACUGCGCGCUCUUUUGGAAACACGCCGUGACGUUUGAGACCAGGGUUGCGACGGAGCGGCUGCUGUUCGGAGCCGCGCUCGUCAUCUCGGUUACCGCGGCAAUCACGUGGGGGGCCGUUCCGGAAGACCGCCGGACGCUUCUGCUGGGGCUGUUCGGUGACGUUCUGUCCGUCAUCCAGGCAAGGAUUUCGUUUGUUUUCGGAAACAGAAUGCAUGUAUGGAAUGUGGCCGCUCCGCUUUCCGUUCUGGGCAUGGUGUUCCGCACCAAGAGCGCGGAAUACCUUCCGCUGCCCCUCUGCGUCAACAACCUCAUCAACAACACAGUGUGGGGGGUGUACGCCAUACUCAAAGCGGACGUGUUCGUCGGGGCCCCGUGCAUUCCCGCGGUCCUACUGGCGCUUGCCUCCGUGGCUCUCAUCUUUCAUUACGGGGACGGCUCGAAGACGGCCGCGGGCGCGCGUGCGGCCGCGAGCGGCACCGCUGACGUCACAUACGUGGGCGGCGGAAGCAUGCACGGCGGCGUGUCGGUCCACCGGGGGGCGUCGCAGAGAGGCCGCCCAAAUAAGCUGGACAUGGGCGCGCCGCUGCUGGAACGGAUCGACAGCAUGCCGGAAUCGCCGACCGGAACGAACGGAAACGAGCUUCACUCGGCGGUCUUCGUCAUCUCAGACGAGGAGGAAGUACACGGGGCCCGCAACUUCCACACCCCGACUCAGAGCGGUCCGCAAAACACCAAAGGCGGCGAGACAGAGGGCCGAGGAACCCCGACAGCGACAGCGACGCGCGAGGAGGCCGUUGCUGACGUGGCUUCAAGGCGAGCUGCUGAGAAGCUGACGGAAGCAAGCCAGGGGCAGAGCGGCGCCAGGAUGCCGGCCUCCUUUCGAACGAGCGUGUCAAGGCGAUCCUCAUUUUCUCAGCAAGAAGGCCUAUAA
Molecule: messenger RNA, 1167 nt
Organism: Klebsormidium nitens
Lineage: Eukaryota; Viridiplantae; Streptophyta; Klebsormidiophyceae; Klebsormidiales; Klebsormidiaceae
Source: the annotation of a GenBank genome assembly